Triticum aestivum (bread wheat) is the source of this 821-nucleotide messenger RNA. RefSeq lists its product as uncharacterized. Bases 198 to 614 code for a protein of 138 amino acids. The transcript has 4 exons. The record is from RefSeq and is a predicted model, not a curated record. NCBI's taxonomy places the organism in Eukaryota, Viridiplantae, Streptophyta, Magnoliopsida, Poales, Poaceae.
GUGAGAGCGUGAAAGAGAGAAGAGAGAUUCAAAGAAGUGCAUGGCGUGUGAAGGAAAGAAAGAGAGGCGGAGAGACCAACAAAGAAUGCUUUCAUGUGUAAUGAAGGAGUAGAUAUCGUUUAGCAAGAAAUAUUGACCCAAUACAGAGGAGUAGCGAGCCUGGUCGAUCAGUUAGGAUAAUACUGAUAUCAAGGUUUAUGUCAUCGGCGUAUCAAGGUCCAAACUGGGAUCCCAAACUAUGUUGUCCAACCAAGAUCGUACCAACAGUUCCUUGUUCAGAAGAGAGAGGUUACUCCGAGGAUGAUGUAGCCACAACUGUAGACUCGGUUCUGCCGGUGGAGGAUCCGGCACGGAUCGGGCUACAGCCGGACGAGAGGAACGAGAUGGCACGCCGUGUAGUUCACCGGAGAACGGCGGCAACGGCGGUCCGGCCAUGGAAGGGCCCCAUCCCUAAGGUUAUUUUCCGAGCUACGACACUGAUCCGUUCGUGGUCGCUACUCACUCCGAUGGAGGCCAGGGAGCAUUUGGUUACUGGAUCUAUCCGUUGGGAGAUGGUCGCUCGGGAUAUCUUCAACCGGUUUGGAUGGCGGUCAUGUAAUAGGAUAGGCAAUUAGUUUCCCUAUCUAUUGUUAGCCAGCCGGUUGUGGCUUCUUUUUAGGGCUAGUUUGUAUAUCUAGCCGUCUGUAGCUCUGUGUGAGCUGCAUUUCUUUUUAUCCUUUUGUUUAGCUGGAGAUUGUGGAACCUUGUUGGCACUUUUGCCUUUUUUUAUUAAUAAGAUGGCCGUAUGCAUCGUUUUGAUGCAGAGGCCGAGGAGACCUCCC